GCCGCGAAGUAAACCGAACAGACCAAAUUGUCUUACGAGCAAACAUUGAACGCCCGUGGUACAGUGAGGUGUGUUCGUAAUAUAAUUUUAUCGUUAGACGAAGAAUCGCUUGUGGUUUGCAUACGCGAGUAGAGUAACCGUCCUGUACGAUUACCUUGCGAGCGAUGCCGUUCAUAUCAAAGGAUUGGCGCAGUCCUGGCGAAGAAUGGGUGAAAACCGUGGAGGGUUGGGAAAAGAAAAAAAUCCUCGAGUGCGCUAACAAUAAAACACUUUCUCUCUUGCUUCGCGGCGAUAAGGAUGCGCUUGACAAAAAGGAGAAGGAUAAAAAGAAAGAAAACGCCGUCCAGCCGCAUUGCCGCAUCACGCUGAAAUGUACCCGUGAGAUCGCCGGUUUCAACGGUUUAAGCGAUGCACUGAAAAGGCUGGACUUUUUAUCCGCGGUACAUGAUUGCCGGCGUUUCAAUUACAUUGUGCGAUUGUUGGAUCUUCUGGUCAGUCACAGGAUGGGCGGUCUCAGUGGAUGCGCUCAACGGGUUCUCUUCAAUAUGUUGGAAGAAGUGGCGUUAGAAGUGUCGUUAUCGCAGCAGCAAACCGGAAAACUUCGUCGGUUAAUUGAAAGAGUGCGAGCUUUUAGCACGGGUUGUUGUUGGGGCGGUAGACCAUUGGGUUCGGUAAUUUUGUGGGAGAAACACAAAGCCGCCCUAGAGAGAAUAUUGCAAAUUGCCUCUUCCAUCACCAUAACUCAGCCGGACGAGGAACAGCAGCCACAGUGGUCGGAUUUACCCGCAGAAUGUCGUCGGGAGGUUCUGCUUCGUCUCAGUGACCCACGAGAUAUCGAGGCGUCCUCGGAGGCUUGUGAACAUCUAGCUAUUCUCGCGCAGGAACAAAGAAUUUGGCGGGAACUUGCCCAAUAUCAUUUCACGCCCCAGCAAAUAGCCUCUACUAGACAACGCAAUCCUGGAAAAGACUGGAAGACUAUAUUCACUAUUGCACGAAGGUCGUUUGGUUUGCGAGAAGAAUACGCAGAGAUAAUUCACUUGUGCCGCAAUUGCCGCUGUCUGUUCUGGCGAUCGCUUGGACAUCCCUGUAUCGCUGAUCAAGAUCCAGCCUUUCAGGAGAAACUGGCAGACGUGGAUCGAGCAUCUCUUCAUGUUCCAAUUCCUCCGCAAACUUUCCUUAAAUUCUUUUCCCUAUGAAACAAACAUACAAACAGACAGAGAAAGGGAAACAAGGGAUCUACGCUUCUACAUUUCUAGCUUUUACUGGCAAAACAACAAGCAAUGAUAAGAAAGGUAUGCGUGCGAAUUGGUACAACGUACAACAUCAUCGGUUUUCUUUGCUUUAUCUUGUCUUCGAUAAACGCAUACGUCUUUGCUUAAAUAGCUCUAACAUUGUCCCUGAUCGAGGGGGGAGGGGAUUCUUUUUAUUCGUCUAUUCUUCAUUUCACGAAUCGUAGAAUUUAUUUAAUGUAUAUUCACGUAUUAAAUUCGAUGAUCGUUACGUAUAUUACGCUGAUUAAAUGCGUAUAUAAGUGCACAUUGAUUUCGUCGAUAAAAUUUUCGUGGCAAACAUACGAUGAUAGUGCCGUUUACUUAUUAAAAUAUGACUUACUUACUGAAAAUACACUUAUGGUGUAUGUGCGUCUGUAGAAUUUAUUUUGCAGCGGCACUGUUCCUUGAAACAAGGUUGCGUUGCCGUUUUCGGCAGCUUUAUCGGUAUUUCGUUCGUUCAUCGAAAAAUCUUUUCAUUCAUUAAUUAAUGAUCGAUAUUUAUUUUCUAAUUAUUUUCGCAAUACUGUUUAUUAUCAAUAUUGUGUAUAUUCCGUGCACAUAUAUUCCUUAUGCAUCUUUGUUUCAUACAUUAUUGCUAUUGUCGUAAUCAUCAUAAUCAUCGUAGAACAGGAAUUGACAUCCCAUGAAUAAUGUAGUUUCUUGGUGCUAGCUUUCGGUGUCAAAUAUUUUUCAAUCAUCGAUAUAUCGACCACUUUCGUUUUCGGUAAUCAUUCGUUAUUUUCAAAUGACAUUUGUAUUACUUUUUUAAAACAUUUGAAUUCAAUUUGAAUGUUGUAUUUAAGAAGUCACACUUUACUAAUUCCAAUUGCCCGGUAUAGUCGAAUCUUUGAUUAAAUAUUGUUGCAAUGAUUAGAAUAAAUGGUAAUCGUUUUAUGCAUGAUCAGAAGAAUAU
Molecule: messenger RNA, 2184 nt
Organism: Eufriesea mexicana
Lineage: Eukaryota; Metazoa; Arthropoda; Insecta; Hymenoptera; Apidae
Product: F-box only protein 32
Exons: 7
Coding region: 165-1196 (343 amino acids)
Biological process (GO): protein ubiquitination
Cellular component (GO): cytoplasm; SCF ubiquitin ligase complex; nucleus
Molecular function (GO): protein binding
Source: RefSeq, a predicted model, not a curated record